Messenger RNA from Sinocyclocheilus grahami, 1257 nucleotides. Its product is annotated as disheveled-associated activator of morphogenesis 2-like. The transcript has 5 exons. NCBI's taxonomy places the organism in Eukaryota, Metazoa, Chordata, Actinopteri, Cypriniformes, Cyprinidae. Gene Ontology annotation, biological process: negative regulation of oligodendrocyte differentiation; regulation of non-canonical Wnt signaling pathway; positive regulation of canonical Wnt signaling pathway. The annotation marks the transcript as partial. The record is from RefSeq and is a predicted model, not a curated record.
CGACUGUAUGUCAUUGCUUCGGUUUAACAGUGGCCCCUUUGGUUUAAAGACCCCGUGAAUUGGCUUGAUGACAAGUUUUCUUUUGUAUGUUGCCAUCAGUUUUACAGCCAGACUACAAACCACAUAGCAAACCCGUACUUAACAUCUUGUACCGUGGAUGCAACCAAUCAAGGCAACUUCAAAAUUAAUCAAAUUUCUACUUUCUUUUUAAUCAGUUCAUGUUUUGGAAAAUAAACUGAUGAACCAUAAUUUGGCACUUCUUAUUACUAGUUGAAUGAAGGUAGUAUUUAUAAUUAAGAGGGACAUUCUCAUUCUGAAGAGUAUUUUAUUGGAUAAAAAUGAUAUACACAUCUGUGGACAAGAAGAUUCAUCAAUCUGUUUGGUCUCAUUAAUAGCUAACUACUAAACAGAAAACUUUCAUGUGGUCUUUAAUGUUGGCUUUUGUUUUUGGUAACAGUUGACAAAUAACAAACAAUAAAUGACAGGUAAGUGUGGAAAAUAGGGCAAAAUGGAUUUUAUAACCCUGCAUUUGAGUGCAACAUAAUGAGUCUUCAUUCCGUUUACAGGCUUGUCAAUGAGAAUGAAGUCAAACAGUGGCGGGACCAAGCCGAAAAGUUCAGAAAAGAACACUUAGAGCUGAUGGCUCGGCUGGAAAGGAAAGAAAGGGAGUGUGACACCAAGACACAAGAGAAGGAGGAUAUGAUGAAGACACUCAACAAGAUGAAGGACAAACUACAGAAAGAAGGAGUGGAGUUGCGCUCUGCCAGGGAGCAAGUAUUAGACCUGUCCUCCCGAAUAGGCGACUUUUCAAGUGGUGGAGUUCAUUUACCCAUUCCCCCUCCGCUUCCUGGGAGCCCGAUGGCUCCACCUCCACCACCUAUGAUGAUGGAUAGCUUCCCUCCUCCUCCUCCACCUAUUACUUUUUCUUGCCCACCCCCACCACCUCCUCCACCUCCCCCGGGAGGUCCUCCACCCCCACCUGGGGCCCCGCCCAUCUUUUCUGGGGUUCCACCUCCACCUGGACCUGCUUCCAUUAGCUCCACAACCAGCCUGUGCACAAAGAGCAUCCCCCAACCUUCACAACCACUCAAAUCCUUUAACUGGUCCAAACUGGGAGAGAACAAGAUCACUGGUACCAUCUGGUAUGAGAUUGAUGACAGAAGGGCCUUUAAAGUUCUUGACCUAAAAGACAUUGAGAAGAUGUUUUCAGCUUACCAGAGGCAGCAAGAGCUGCUCUCUAACCAAUCCUUCAAGCAG